This is a messenger RNA of Cotesia congregata, 210 nucleotides long. The record is from the annotation of a GenBank genome assembly. Lineage: Eukaryota; Metazoa; Arthropoda; Insecta; Hymenoptera; Braconidae.
AACUUGCUGCCUGACAAGGUAUCUGUUGAUAACGUUACGAGACACGAGGAUAUUUUGCCGGUUAAACAUUGUGAUGUUGCGAUUCAAGUUGAAAGUGAUUAUCUAACUCUCAAAUUAUCAAGUAAAAUAAAAACUGAUAAAAGUACGUUAACUGGAUUAUCUAAUUUUAGUAUUUUAUUUACAAUUGAGAAAUUAAUCAUCCAAGUAUAA